UGGCUGGGGGCUCCCCUGUAGGGGGGGGGAGGGACACCAGUGUAGCCUCCGUGUGGGUGGGGAGUGCCCCAUGGCCAGCUCCCCGCGAGAGUGGGUGGGUUGAGGGGUCGCGUUGGAGAGUGAGCGCCCUUGGCCAAAGGGUGCCAGGCACAGGUAAGAUCCUCGCCUUGCACGUGGUUUGCCGUCAGCACUUUGCAAUAUCGGCUAUGGCGGCUGCUCUCCUAAAGCUGCUCCCUCUAGACCCAGGGGACGAAGGCACGCAAAGAUGCAGGAUGGGACCUGCCACGAUAUCCACUCUGGGAGCCGGGCUCGGAUCCCCAGUUAGGAUCACGGUUCCUGGCGGCUGCUGUUUGUGCACCGCCUGGCCCAGAAAUGAUUUGGCUGAUGGUUACCUGCAGCUUGAUCUGAAAUGUAAAACUUCAGGUUUAGCUGCAAGCAAGUUGAAAGAUCUUGUGCUGAGUGUCAGUCACUUGAAGCUUUUGGCCUGUCACCGGUUGAGAAAAGUAACAGUGAAAGUGGUCCUUAAGAACCUUGCCCUGAAAAAAUCCACCCCAGAAGCAACACUACAGGAGAUAAUCAAAGAGCUGCUGAGAAAUGUGUAUGUUUCUCUUCACCAUGUUGUUACUACUGCCCCAAUUCCUGGAAAUCCAGUGGUGUGUGUUGAAAUACUGGCUGGAGAUGCUUUGACAGAACAAGCUGGCCUGAUAGCUCCCAAAACUAAUAUAAACAUUAAAGAAGUAGUCACUUUAGAAUGGUACAGACACUUGUCAAAGGACACCGCAAAAAUUUCAGCUGCAGGAAUGGAUGAUUUGGGCAGCUCUUUGAAAGAGAUGAUUGUUUUGCCUUUCCAUUUUCCCAAAACCUUCAAGAAGUUGGGUCUUUCUGUCCCUCGUGGAGUACUGUUGGUGGGCCCUCCAGGUGUGGGGAAGACUCUUCUCAUAAAGGCAGUUGCAAGGGAAGUGGGGGCAUAUUUGCUUUGUAUCAGUGGUCCAGCUAUAUAUGGCUCAAGGCCUGGAGAAAGUGAAGAGAAUUUGCGAAGAGUUUUUGAACAAGGCAGGGAAUUGUCCAGUGAAGGACCAACCAUUCUCUUUAUUGAUGAAAUUGACUCUUUGUGCCCUAAACGGGGAAGUUCAAACAGCAUCCCUGAAAAUCGUAUUGUUGCUCAAUUGUUAACUCUUAUGGAUGGCAUAGGCAGUGAAAAUGAGAUGGUCAUCAUGGCAGCGACAAACAGGCCCGAUGCCUUAGAUCCUGCACUGAGGAGACAUGGUAGAUUUGACCGAGAGGUUAUCGUUGGGACACCAACACUUAAACAGAGAAGGUCUAUUCUACAGUUGAUUACUUCUAAUAUGCCUAUUUCCACUGAUGUUGAUUUGAUCAACCUAGCAGAAAUGACAACUGGAUAUGUUGGAGCUGAUCUUACGGCACUCUGCAGAGAAGCUGCUAUGCAGGCUGUCCUCCACAGCUGUUUGGAUUCAGUUCGUACGUUGAUUAAAAUGGCAGAUUUCCAUGAAGCUUUUAAAAAGAUUCAGCCAUCUUCCUUUCGAAGCAGUGUUGGACUAACUGACUUUAAACCUGUUACCUGGGAACAAAUUGGUGGUCUUGAAGAUGUGAAAUUAAAGUUAAAACAGAGUAUUGAGUGGCCUAUGAAGUUUCCUCAGGCUUUUGUGAGGAUGGGACUGUCUCAGCCAAAGGGUAUUCUCCUAUAUGGGCCACCAGGAUGUGCCAAAACCACUCUGGUGAAGGCUGUGGCCACAAGCUGCCAUUGUUCCUUUCUUUCUGUUAGUGGUGCUGACCUUUUUUCACCUUAUGUUGGAGAUUCAGAGAAGAUUUUGUCUCAGGUUUUUCGCCAAGCAAGAGCACAUACUCCAGCAAUAAUAUUCCUGGAUGAGAUUGAUUCUAUCCUAGGAUCUCGAUCAGCCUGCAAAACUGGACAUGGUGCCCCAGAGAAGGUUCUGUCUGUCCUUCUUAAUGAAUUAGAUGGUGUUGGCAUUAAAGUCACAGAGAGAAGAGGAAAUAAAUUACAGCUUGAAGGUGAUUGUCAAGAACAAAAUGAAAAGGAGAGACAGAUAGAGUUUCAAGAAGUUUUGAACAAAGAUGUCAUGAUAGUCGCUGCAACAAAUAGACCAGACAAGUUGGAUGAUGCCUUGUUGCGCCCUGGAAGGUUAGACAAGAUCAUCUAUAUUCCACCUCCAGAUCAGAAGGGAAGGCUUUCUAUUUUGAAAAUUUGCACAGAAAAAAUCCCAAUAGAUUCUGAUGUGUCAUUAGAACACCUAGCAGUUCAAACCAAACUCUUUUCUGGAGCCGAUAUUGAAAAUCUCUGCAAGGAGGCUGCUUUGCAGGCAUUACAAGAGAAUGGACUUGAAGCAACUAGUGUGAAACAUGAGCAUUUUGUAAAAUCACUGAAGACUGUAAAACCAUCAUUAACCCUCACAGAUUUGGAUUUUUAUGAAAAAUUAUUUAAUAAGGAAGUAUCCUCUUAAACCAGAAAAAUCUGAAGAAUGACAUGCAAAAAUUGAAAGAAGGAUUGAAAGGCUAUAUAUAUUCAUUCUGCUGGUUUUUGACAUAGAAGUAUUAAGCAUGGUCUUCCAUAGGACCUUCCACCUCUGCGUCCCAGUCAGUCAGCACUUCUGUGAGCCAGAAUGCAGCUCUUAAGACCAGUACCAGUAAGAGAUCUGACACAGUCUGAGAGGCCAUCCACAACCGCCAGAAAUCUUUGAGGAUUUACACUGCCUGAAAGCUGCCUUUAACUGAAGGCACAAGGUUAUUAAAUCUUAAAUUAAGAUUCAUUUUUUCCAAACCAUUAGAUGAUUGAAUUAAGUAGGUGUUAACAAAAUUAGAUUUUUAAAGUCUGAAUAAUAGUCACUUCUCAUCUCAGUAAGAUUUUUACUACUUUUGUACUAUAAUGUUAUGAUCCUACUAGCUCCCAGUGGUGCAUGAAUAGUCUAAACUAGACAAGAACUAAAUAUCUAGUGCAAAGAAGAAAGCUUUUAGAAAAAAUAACCUUUCAUGCCAUAUUUAUACUUUAAAAAGAAAUAAAAAGGGGAAUAAAUUACUUUUUUCUCGUGCUGUUCACCUUUCACAUAAGGCUAUAUUUGCAAUCAUCAUUUGAAACAGAUUUUUUUUCCCUAUGGACUGCAACUUGUAUUAUCUUGUAUGUGUGCUGCUUUUUAAUAUUGUAUUAUAGUUUUCUGGUUUUGUAUGUAAUAUAGCAAGGUUUUACUUGUUCUAGAUUACAAAAAUCUUUCACAUUAAAGGAAAAAUAAAAGUUAAAAUCUUGUUUGCAUUAAAUAUAAUAGUAUUUUAAAAGUACUGAAUUUUUCAGACAGCAUUCUUCUGAUUGAGGCCUGUUAUUGAUGUAAACGAAACUUGAAUGGCAGAGACUUGCUUAAUUUUUGGGUCCCUUACACUGUAGCUAUUACAUACUUUUCCACAUAGCAGGUUGAUUUGGACUAUACUUUAGUCUGAAUUGUAAGCCAACCCUUUCACAAAUCAAAAAAGUCUUUAUUCAGUAAUAAGCUCUAUCCUGCAUGAUAAAGUCUCUUUCUUAGGGCUUAUUUGACAGUUUAACAAAAUUGAAUUUCCAAGUGUAGAUGAGCCCUUAGAUUAAAACUGUAAGAUAUAUAUUAGGCUGCUACAGACUUGCUUUUGUUUCAAACAGUAUAUGUUUAACUCCUAUAAGGACUCCUUUCUUGUUGUCCCUCAGCUCCCAAAAUCAGAUUGACAGUGCAGCGGAUAUGUACUAUGGUUAUGAAUACUGUAGGAAUUGCUACAUCUUGAUCUAUGAAUAUUGAUAUGCAAUAAUGGUAUGAACACUGUAUAUGUGACUAGGUCAGUGAGGGGAAGAUCUUCUUGUACUGGGUUAUAAGACUGUCCUGUGUGAAUGCACUGUGCUAACUUGAACUUGGCUUAGUGGAAUGUUUUAUAUGCCUAUAAUGCUUGAAUUCAAUGGGAACUGUACAGGACUGCAAUAUAAUGACUUCCCAGAUAAGAAUACCUACAUACACACUAAAAGGACAGUGGAGGACAGCUGUUAGACAUAGGGAUCCUACAUUUAGUCUCCAACAUGCCGUAAAUCUUGUUUUGCCAGGCUGGG
Molecule: messenger RNA, 4093 nt
Organism: Terrapene triunguis (Three-toed box turtle)
Lineage: Eukaryota; Metazoa; Chordata; Testudines; Emydidae
Gene: AFG2B
Product: spermatogenesis associated 5 like 1
Exons: 9
Coding region: 207-2480 (757 amino acids)
Molecular function (GO): ATP binding; ATP hydrolysis activity
Source: RefSeq, a predicted model, not a curated record